Molecule: messenger RNA, 5175 nt
Organism: Bombina bombina (fire-bellied toad)
Lineage: Eukaryota; Metazoa; Chordata; Amphibia; Anura; Bombinatoridae
Gene: MLXIPL
Product: MLX interacting protein like
Exons: 17
Coding region: 71-2503 (810 amino acids)
Biological process (GO): regulation of transcription by RNA polymerase II
Cellular component (GO): nucleus
Molecular function (GO): RNA polymerase II cis-regulatory region sequence-specific DNA binding; DNA-binding transcription factor activity, RNA polymerase II-specific; protein dimerization activity
Source: RefSeq, a predicted model, not a curated record
UGGGUACACAGUACCACACAGGACACCGGCUUGUCGCCUACCUUCCUUGUCGCCUUCCUUCCUUGUCACCAUGGCACACUGUGACUCCGGGCAGCUCCCGGUGCAAACCGCAGACUCGGAUUCAGAUUCGGAUACCGAGAGGCUUCCCCCCCGGCAGCAGGUUAUCCACAGCGGACACUUCAUGGUCUCCUCGCCCCACGGCGAUGACAGGCACAGGGGGAAUGAGCCGGAGCUCUCUGGAACUCACCCAGCUGGGAGCAUUGAUCCCACACUGACACGGCUCUUCGAGUGCAUGAGCCUGGCAUACAGUGGCAAGCUGGUCUCCCCAAAAUGGAAGAAUUUUAAGGGCUUGAGACUGCUGUGGAGAGACAAAAUUCGCCUGAACAAUGCUAUCUGGAGAGCCUGGUACUUACAAUAUGUAGAGAAAAGGAAGACUUCAGUAUGUGGCUUUGUAACACCCCUUGAUGGAUUAGAGGGAGAUGAUCACAGGAAACCAGAGGCAGUAGUGUUAGAGGGAAACUACUGGAAACGCCGCAUUGAAGUAGUGAUGAAGGAGUAUCAUAAAUGGAGAAUUUACUACAAGAAACGUCUACGAAAACAUCAGCAGGGGGACAAACCUUUUCAAGAACAAAUGGGUGCCUCCUCCUGUAGAUGCAAUGACUUGUAUGCUGGAUGCUCCCUUUUAGAAGACGCAUGUAGGACAGAUGAGGAGAUGCUUUAUGACCUGGAUUAUUUCUUAUCUGAUAUCUCUGACACUUUGUUCACAAUGACACAUGGGCACCCCACGCAUCAUACAUACCCAGACUAUGAUUAUGCUGGGAAUGCAGACAUGAUCCAGCCAGAGUUAUCCACUCUACAACCUAAUCUGGAUGACUUCAUGGACAUAUCAGACUUCUUCAGUGGUCCCAGACCUGUUACUUCUCAGCAAAUGCAUCCAUGCUCACAAGAACAUAACUUUGCAAACUUUGGUCCAGAGACCGUUCCACAAACAUCCCCUGUUGUGAACAACCAUAGGAUCCCACAGUCCCCCAGCUGCUUUGGUUCACAAUCAGAAUCAUGUUUUUCCAGUUCAACUCUGUCAAAAGGUUUCGAAAGAACGACAGUGCCUUGUGUUUCUUCUUGUGCUGAACCCAAACAUCUACCCCAAUACCCCACAGCCAAUGAUGGCUUUACUACUGACUCUUUUCCUCAACCACCAACACUGCCCAUACAACGUAUCUGCCCAAACCUCCCUUUGCAGGAACAAGAUUUGUUCUUCCCACGUGUAUCCUGCCCCAAAUCUUCAUUUGCUUGUGUUGCUACAGACACUAACACUAUUAGUCAAGCUGCCUUGCCCUCCAUCCAUGCAGACGUCUACCCCCUGUUUUCAGAACCUCCUACACAUGUUGAGCCACCACCAAUAUUUCCUGUACCCAAACCACGGGGAAGAGUAGAAAGCAUCAAGCACAAGAGAUUGGCACCAGGCGGAACCAAAAAAGCUAUGUCCAUUCUUAACCAGUCACACUUUUCAGCUAAGCUUGACUCUGCCAGUCACUUGCCAUCUUGUGAGCCAGCUGGACCAAAUAACACCACAAUUACAGACAUAGAAGGAAGGUCUGAACCCAUCUCAUUCACCAGCAUUACAGCCCCUGCUCCAAACUCUCCUGUACCUCCGUCCACAUUUUGUGCACUUGGCUUUUCUCCACCUCCAAUAUUCCUCAGUCAAGUAUUUUGUGCCCAGGGUAGUAGUACUGGUGUUGGGACAUCUGCUUGCCCUCCUCUACUUCCCAAAACAGAAAGACUGUCCCCAACUUCACUCUGUGGAAAUGAUCGCAAGGAUUCCCUGCAUGUGCCAUGUAUUCUGACCUCUAGUUCCUGGAGAGGGUCUGAACACAAGAAAGUGGAAAGCCGACGUAUAACCCACAUAUCAGCUGAACAGAAGAGACGCUGCAACAUUAAGAUAGGUUUCGACACCCUCCAAAACCUAGUCACUUCAUUACAUAGCCAACACAGCAACAAGCUCAGCAAGGCAACAACCCUACAGAAGACAGCAGAUUACAUCUACAAGCUACAGCAGGAGAGAGCUCAACUGCAAGAAGAAGCCCAAAGACUGCGCUGCCAGAUACAGGAACUAAAUGACAGCAUCAACCUGUGCCAGCAGCAACUUCCAGCCUCUGGUGUACCUAUUACACGACAGCGAUUCCAGCACAUGCGCCAGAUGUUUAAGAACUAUGUCCAGACACGAACUUUGCAAAACUGGAAGUUCUGGCUUUUCAGCAUCAUUAUCCGUCCUCUCUUUGAGUCAUUUAAUGGGAUGGUUUCCACUUCAAGUAUGACAGAUCUGAGAGAAACCUCUUUAGACUGGCUUGAUCAGCACUGCUCUUUACCAGCCCUGCGACCCACGGUUUUAAGUUCACUUUGUCAGCUCAGUACUUCAACAUCUAUCCUCACAGACCCAACACUAAUGCCAGAACAAGCGGUACAAGCAGUGACCAGAGCAGAAAAUGAGGACAAUUUUUUCUAGCCAAGACAAAAUCAAAGACUUUUUUUCUGGAAUCAAUAAAUUAAUAUCAAUAAUCAAUAAAUUAAUAAAAAAAUCUUUAAUGAAAGACUCUUAUCUGGGACUGUGCUACAUAAUUGGGAAACUAAUUCCUAAGUGUUAUAUAAUCAGAACUGCCAAAAUAUUUAACGCACCAAACCUUCUAAACUCUUAUGGCCAGUGUUUCUGGCAAGGAAAUGAUUACCAUUAUUGAGCCUUAAUUUAAUCCUUGUUAAUGUGGGUUUGUUAUUUUGUAAAAGUACACACUUGUUUAUUGUUUUGUUUGCAUAUGAAGAUAUUACUAACAUACCUAAUAUGUAUUAUGCAAAGAAUUAGAAAAAAGAUGUUGAUCUAGAUCCUAUGCGGACUACAUUGUGUCAAACUAGUCCUCAACUUUUUUUUUUUUAAUUUGAAGGUUGGGGGCUAUGGGACAUUAUUUUCAGUGUAGAUUGUGUAGCAAUGAAUGGGAUGUAUGGGGGGAAUAUGUGAUGGGGGAGGGGAUUUUGUAGAGAGGUUUAUUGACAGGAGAAAUCAUGUGGGUAUCGUGAAGAGGAGAUUUUCUAAAGAUAAGGCUCAUGUUGUUUAGAAUUAGGGGGAGUUAUGGAGGAUUGUAAUUCUAAUAGUAAUGGUGGGAUGGGUGAAUAUUGCAUUAUGUUUUUUGCAGUAGAGGAAGUUACUUUUGGGAUUAACAUCAGUAGGGGAGAUCUGUGUGGCAGUGUUAAGGAUUAUUUGAGGUCAGUGUUGGUAAAAGUUAUUGGCAUUUGAGGGUUGUUUAUUUAUUGGGUGAGAGGAGGUUAUCGUUAAACUAUAGCGGAGUAUUAUCUCAAUGAUAGGGAUAAUUUCUUUCUAAUCCUGUUUAUUCUACCUAAAAGUAGUUUUAUGACAGCUAAAAGUAGUCAGAAAAAGGGUCUGCAGGGACACAGAGGGAAAGUAAUAGAAUGCCAUCACUGAUAUGUUCUAGUGGCUCCCACAGAGAGUAAUAGCUCAUGCUAUAAAUUGGAAGCUGCCACAGUUCUUGACCCAUUCAUCUUUUGUGUGGCUCAAGUGUUAUGUCUGAUCUGCUGAGGCUUAAUCUAGACAAUAUUUGACAAGGAAAAUACAUUUAAUAUUAAGCUGCAUUAUAGAAAGUGAAUACAUUUGUGUAAAUGUAUUUUAAAAAUGUAUAGAAUUAAGUAAAUUACAUUAUUUUAUCUAUCUAUCUUCUAGGGCCUUUCUCCACUAAAAACUCAGUGCUGCUUUUGUUCAAAUAUUUUGUGGCAACUGUAUUACUUUAUUAUUAUAUCUUAAACUAGACAUUAAUAUAACUGGUCAUUUAAAGGGACAUGAAACCCACAUUUUUUCUUUGAUGACUUAGAAAGAGCAUGCAAUUUUUAACAACUUUCUAAUUUACUUAUAUUAUCUAAUCUGCUUCAUUCUCUUGAUAUACUUUGUUGAAAAGCAUAUCUAGAUAGGCUCAGUAGCUGCUGAUUGGUUGCUGUACAUAGAUGCCUCAUGUGAUUAGCUCACCUAUGUGCAUUGCUAUUUCUUCAACAAAGGAUAUCUAAAGAAUGAAGCAAAUUAGAUAAUAGAAGUAAAUUGUAUUCUCUACUUGAAUCAUGAAAGAAAAAUGUUGGGUUUAGUGUCCCUUUAAAUUCAAUAAGAAUAAAAAAAUGGCAUACAACUGGAAGCAGGGUAAAAUAAAAAGAACUUUUUUUAAAUUUAAAUAAAAAUUUUAUUUGUUGGAUUACAUCCACAUAUCAAACUAUAUUGCCUAUUAGUUUUAAUAUCAGUGACUUUUUAUACCAAAAUAUUUUUAAGAUUUUAAAAUAAUACUCUUUGAUAGCUUCAUAUUGUAAAACUAUUUUGUAGAAAAGCAUCAUCUUUAAAAGUUGAAGAACCACUACUAAAAAAGCAGUUAGUCUUAGUGUUCAUAUUUGAAAAAAAGUUACAGUCUUUUUUUAUCUUACAAUCAGAUGUAGCUAGUUAUUUUAAGUUAAAUAAACGUCUCCCUUGUAAUUUGUAUUACGUAAAAUAAAUAGUAAUUUGUUACAGUCCAAAUGUGAAAUUGCACCAUUAAUAUUGACUCUUUAACACAGAAAACCUAACAAAAAAUACAUAUAUUUCUAGUGGAUGUUGCUAGUGCAUUUAGAGACCUUAUGGAUAGGAAAGUGGAGACAAGUUAAAAAAUAACCAUUUCUUGAUAGUUGUGUCCUCUAUAACUUACAAAGACAUUACAAUAUAGUUUAUUUGUCAUUUCUGAUUUGUAUCUAUUUUAUAAUAUUAUUUGUUGUAUAUUUUAUGUUGUAUGGUAGCUGCCUUCUUUUAUCUUUCUCUAUUUUCUGUGUCUUUUUUAUUUGUUUGUAAAACAGAGUUUUAUUGUUUAAAUAUUAGCAAAUAUCAGUAAAUAAGUAUGAAUGUUGCCAUAUGCAAUAUGUGUUUCCUGUAAAUUUUAAUUUAAAUAAAAGGAUUAAUUAAUGUAUUAAAAAAUAAAAACUGUGGUUUAACUACUGUCAUUUUAUAAAGGCUAGAAAUAUAGUAAAUGUUCUAGAAUAUAAUCUAGAUAUGUUCAUGCAUUUCUGUCUGAGCAUUUAAAAUUUUCUGGUUUAAUUUUAAAGACAAAAAUAUUUAUGACAGGCUAAAUUCUAACUGAUAAUAAACAAGUAAAUAAUACAGCUGAA